CGACUGUUAAACUAACCUCUCUCUCAUGGUCGUGACAGAGAAAAGCCGUGCAGAGGCUGAAGAGGGAGAACCAUCCUCCUUAGCCUCGCCUUCCGCUCCGCCAUGGAUUCCCGCCACUCUUCUCUCGGCCGCCGGACGUUGGAGGAAAUUCGUCAAAAACGAGCUGCUGAAAGAUUGAGCAAAACUUCUUCAGGCCCCGAUCUCACUCAGAUCCCACCUAUCGAUGUUGGAGGAAUGCGAAAAUCGGAGAGUGCAAAUCGACUCUCUGAGAAUGAUGUUAGUACAUUAGUCUCUCAGAUAAGAGACUUGGAUAGGAAGAAUGCAGAACUAGAAGAACAGAACAAAAAUUUGGCCUCUAUGCUUGAAGCAAAGGAAGCCGCGAGUGGUGCGCUGGAGAAACGUUUGAAUGAGUUGGAGCAAAAUACUGUACCGUCGUUGAGGAAAGCCCUCAAGGAUGUCGCGAUGGAGAAAGAUGCGGCAGUUGUUGCACGGGAGGAUCUCUUGGCCCAGCUUCGUAUGCUAAAGAAGCGUUUAAAGGAUGCUGAAGAAGAACAGUAUCGAGCUGAGGAAGAUGCAGCAUUGCUGAGAGCAGAACUGAAUAUGAUACAGCAACAAACAAUGAGUGGCUCACUUGGGGCACUUAAUUCAAUUUCUAAUUCACCUGAUCAGUUACAAACAUUAGAAAACGAGUUGGCUAACUUAAAGUCUGAGCUACAGCGAGAUUCGAUGUUGAGACAUCAAGAUCAACAGCAAUUAGCAGAGGAGCAGGCUCGAGCUUCCAUUCUUGCAUCUGAGAAGCAAGAGUUGGAAGAAAAACUUGCAGCUUUGUCUAGAAAGUCUUCAGAAGUGUCAGACAAAGUGGCCGGCAGGGAAUUUUCAUUGGAGGAUAAAGAUAAACUCGAGAAGCAGAUGCAUGACAUGGCUGUAGUGAUUGAGAAAUUGGAAAGCAGUAGACAAAAGCUUUUAAUGGAGAUUGAUUCCCAAUCUUCAGAGAUAGAAAGGCUCUUUGAGGAAAACUUUAAUAUAUCCAGCUCUCAUCAGGAGGCUAUGAGCAUAGCUAUGCACUGGGAGAGUCAGGUGAAAGACUGUCUUAAGCAAAAUGAAGAACUCCGAGGAAUCUUAGAUAAGUUAAGAACUGACCAGGCCAAAGGGUUGGUCAACUCCCAUAACAAUAGCCCUAACAAGCCUGGUUCAGCUGAAUAUACAACUGAACUUCUCUCUAUCAAGGAUCAACUUGCAAAAGAACAGAGCAAAGCAGAGGCAUUAUCAGCUGAGGUAUUACAGCUUUCAGCAAGACUCCAACAAACCACGCAAGCAUACGAUGGGCUCGCACGGCUCUAUAAACCGGUGUUGCGUAAUAUAGAAAGCAGUCUCAUUAAGAUGAAACAAGAUGGCCCUGUGAUGGUGCGGUGAGUACAAAAGAAGAACAAUAUACCUUUAUAAGGUCACUUUUCUGGUCGGCACCCUUCAUAUAGCGAAAACAAGGUAUCCAAAUGUUUACUCAGUAGCUUUAUGUAGGACGGUUGAUAUGAAAUAUGUGAAAUGAAUUAUCUCUUUUACAUUUCUUUUUUGAAGGAUUGAGAAAUUUCUUGUACAUUAUUGUAAAUGAAACAUGAUUUAUGGAAAAUCUCUUAUGCGUG
Argentina anserina (silverweed cinquefoil) is the source of this 1640-nucleotide messenger RNA. RefSeq lists its product as uncharacterized. The transcript has 15 exons. The coding region runs from base 103 to 1413 and encodes 436 amino acids. The record is from RefSeq and is a predicted model, not a curated record. NCBI's taxonomy places the organism in Eukaryota, Viridiplantae, Streptophyta, Magnoliopsida, Rosales, Rosaceae.